Syzygium oleosum is the source of this 416-nucleotide messenger RNA. RefSeq names its product transcription factor bHLH160-like. Bases 1 to 360 code for a protein of 119 amino acids. The record is from RefSeq and is a predicted model, not a curated record. The transcript has 2 exons. NCBI's taxonomy places the organism in Eukaryota, Viridiplantae, Streptophyta, Magnoliopsida, Myrtales, Myrtaceae.
AUGCAGAAGAGACAGGGUGCACCGGCUAUAAUUGAUGGGGUACAUGAGUACAUUCCAGAGAUCAAGAAUGAAAUCGAGGAGCUAACCCUCCAUAAGGAAAGCAUGUUAUCUGUGAUGGAUCAAAACAAGCAAUUAACUAUUUCAGUGCGUGAAAUUGCUAAAGGUGAACUCGUCCUUCAGAUUUGUAUGAAAAGGGACCAAGGAAAGCUUUCCAAUCUUCUGUGGAAUUUAGAAGCUGAAGGCAUUAGCAUUUUGAAUGCCUCCACUGUUGAAGUUCCGCAUGAUCGAGUCUGCUUCCAUUUACACAUCCAGGUAUAUGCUAUCUGGAUAAUGUCUUUAUCUAUUUGCUUUUCUCUUUAAGGUUCAGUACGUUUUCUAGGGCUAAUUUCUUUCACCACCAUAUGCACAAUUUCUUU